AUGUUGCAGCAACGCCGACGGGAACGCAAACCGAACAAACCCGGCCUGGGUGUUGCAGGCAUCCUGUUGAUUGCCAUCGGAUUAGUGGGAAAACUUUGCACCGCAAAUGGGGCCACUACCGUCCACCGGCGGAACGCUGCGCUGGGCAAAUCGGCAUCCACGCCUGCACAGCUCUACUUUGAUGCCAUUGCACCGGAAGAUCGAGAAAACUUCAUCAAAUACCAUCUGGACAAGGCGCUGGAAGGGCGUUUACCUCAUCACACCAGCACCAUACCGAGGGACUUUGAGUUCGUUACCUACCAGCACAAGCAAACCGAAAGUCAUCAGCAUACCACCAGAUCCUUGCAGUUGGAAAAACCCACUGGCACGAAACGUUCAUCACCGAUCGUUGCUGGUCACCCGUCGUUCAUUAGAUAUUCGAUCGUCUGCUACCGGUCCGGAUGCAUCGACACGAGUGACAUCGGUAACAUCUGCUGCCCGUUCUGA
Messenger RNA from Anopheles moucheti, 486 nucleotides. RefSeq lists its product as uncharacterized. The coding region runs from base 1 to 486 and encodes 161 amino acids. The record is from RefSeq and is a predicted model, not a curated record. Lineage: Eukaryota; Metazoa; Arthropoda; Insecta; Diptera; Culicidae. The transcript is spliced from 3 exons.